Messenger RNA from Yarrowia lipolytica CLIB122, 270 nucleotides. RefSeq lists its product as uncharacterized. The record is from RefSeq and is a predicted model, not a curated record. Gene Ontology annotation, biological process: mitochondrial respiratory chain complex I assembly. Lineage: Eukaryota; Fungi; Ascomycota; Dipodascomycetes; Dipodascales.
AUGACUGCUGCUGGAAUUAGUUUGACUGGAGGUCGAAACCGAUGCUUUUCGGAAUGGCAGUCGUUCAUGCACUGCACAGCCAAGACUGAUGCCAAAAGCCGGGCUCAGUGUCUCCCCAACUUUGAGGACUACAUGGAGUGUUUGCAUCAUACCAAGGAGAAGGCUCGUCUGCGAGAGAUUGAGUCUGUUCUCAAGCAGAAGAAGGAGGGUCUUGAGGCUCCCCCCGUCAAGGUCAUCCCCGUCAAGGCCAUUGGUCUUGUCGAGGAGUAG